Phanerochaete carnosa HHB-10118-sp is the source of this 1764-nucleotide messenger RNA. RefSeq lists its product as uncharacterized. Gene Ontology annotation, biological process: xenobiotic detoxification by transmembrane export across the plasma membrane. Gene Ontology annotation, molecular function: fluconazole transmembrane transporter activity. The record is from RefSeq and is a predicted model, not a curated record. The coding region runs from base 1 to 1764 and encodes 587 amino acids. The transcript has 6 exons. Lineage: Eukaryota; Fungi; Basidiomycota; Agaricomycetes; Polyporales; Phanerochaetaceae.
AUGGUUCCUGCCCUAAUACGCGAUGCCUUCGUAGGCGACGUCCUCUACCAUCUAUCGCGUCACCGUCUCUUUCAGCAUCGGGAGGACCGCCAGGACUUCACCAUCCCUACGCCACCAAGAUCCGUUGGAAGCAUUAAGAGCGGAUCUUCUUCCCGUUCAAUCCUCGAAAUAACUACCGUCGCCGAGCCAGAACGACCUGUCGAUGAAGAAUCUCAACUUCCUCGCGUCGACUCCGAACAGGUUACGAUAGCCAUAUGCGAACCCUCAGAAGAGCAAAGACCAGCGCGGCAGAAAAUUUUGGAGGUCGAAGAAGGUGAUCUCGCGAAGCAAAAGGAAAAGGCGCCAGUAUUGCAAGAAAUCACUGAAUCUCGCAUAGUAGAGUGGUACGGACCAAACGACCCAGAGGACCCUCAGAAUUGGUCCAUCGUCAAAAAAUCCUUCAUCACCUUCCAAAUCUGCCUGCUCACCUUCAGCGUGUACAUCGGCUCCGCGAUCUACUCUCCAGGCAUUGGCGGAAUUUCAGACCAGUUCGGAGUCUCGUCAGUCGCCGCAACACUUGGCCUCACGCUCUUCGUCGUCGGCUACGGCGUCGGUCCAAUGUUCCUCAGCCCGCUCUCGGAGCUGCCGCAGAUCGGGCGCACGACAGUCUAUAUCCUCUCGCUUGCACUCUUCGUCGUGCUCCAGGUGCCAACGGCGCUCGCGAAGAACCUCGGCGCGUUGCUCCCGCUGCGCUUUGUCGCCGGCUUCGCCGGCUCGCCCGCCCUCGCGACCGGCGGCGCGAGCCUCAGCGACAUAUGGGCACCCGAGUACCGUGCCGUCGUCAUUGGCCUCUGGAGCGUCGCCGGUGUUGGUGGACCCGUACUUGGACCGCUCGUUGGCGGCUUCGCGACGCAGGGCGAAGACUGGACGUGGACGAUCUGGAUCUUGCUCUGGAUGAGCGGCGCGACGCUCAUUUUUCUGAUGCUUUUCCUCCCGGAGACAUCUGCCUCGGCAUUGCUGUACCGCCGUGCGGCACGCCUUCGCCGCAUCACCGGAAACAAGCGGCUCAAGUCCGAGGGCGAGAUCGAGGUGGAGCAUAUGACGGUCGGCGACAUUGCGAUGAUGCACCUCGUGCGGCCGUUCAUCCUGAUGUUUAUCGAGCCGAUCGUUGCGUUCUGGAACAUCUACGUUGCCCUCGUCUACGGCAUCCUCUACAUCUUCAUCGAGUCGUUCAGGGUCGUCUUUGUUGAGACGCACGGCUUCAAUCUUGGGGAGAACGGGCUGGCGUUCCUCGGCAUAUUCGUCGGCUCGGCCCUUACAUACGCCGUCUACGCCCCCUACGCUCUGAGGGUCCUGAAGCCCCACUUUGUCAACAACACAUUCGUCCCAGAGAUGCGCCUGCCCAUCGCCAUCGUCGGCUCGGUGCUGCUCCCCAUAUCCAUGUUCUGGUUUGGCUGGACGAGCGACGCGAUUGUGCACUGGAGCGUGCCGAUCGUCGCCUCCGCGCUCUUCGCCGCAGGGACGUACAUGCUAUUCCAAGCUGGCGUGAACUACCUCGCGGACUGCUACCCGCGCUACGUCGCGUCUGUGCUCGCGGGGAACGACUUCUUCCGGUCGAUGGUCGGCGCCGCGUUCCCGCUGUUCAGCACCGUGUUUUUCCACAACCUCGGCGUUGGUCCCGCGUGCAGCCUCCUUGGUGGUGUCGCGGUACUGAUGCUGCCGAUCCCGUGGAUUUUGUAUCGCUAUGGCGCGCGCAUUCGCUCGUGGAGCAAGUACGCCGAUUAG